Messenger RNA from Trypanosoma rangeli, 558 nucleotides. RefSeq lists its product as uncharacterized. The transcript has a single exon. Lineage: Eukaryota; Euglenozoa; Kinetoplastea; Trypanosomatida; Trypanosomatidae. The coding region runs from base 1 to 558 and encodes 185 amino acids. The record is from RefSeq and is a predicted model, not a curated record.
AUGUGGAUGAAUGGCGCCUGCAUUAGGCUCGCCAACACGUUGGAAAAGUUUAGCGAUCGCGACGACAUGUCGCCUAGCCUGAAAUGGUCUGUGUCACACCAUUUCCCAUCGACUGCGCCGCUACUGAGCCUUAUUCACCCCACGUUUCUGUACGGCUGCAGCUUGCCAGUGUGGAUAACGUCAAUGAAGGAAAUGCUGCACAACCGCCGGUGCCGGCGGCUGGGGAAAUGGGGGCCCAGCAUGUGGUACCGCGACCAGCAGCAGCACCGGCAGCAACAGCUCCUUUCAGCACAAGUUUCACAGGUUCGCUUCCAACAAUAUCAUCAGGCUGGUGGAGCAGUGUUCUUAGCGAUGCAAAGGAUGAAUCCGCACACCGUGAAGAGCGCAAGUUGCAUUGUGUGGGGGAGGCCCACACCCCUCAGAGUGCGUUUUGCCUUCUUUUUUGCUUUCAGUGUUUGGGUUGGGUGUCUGUGCCUGUAUGUUGUGAGAGCUGUUUCUCUCAUCUUUUUUUUAUUCGCUUGCUUUGGAUUCUCACAGUUUUCUAACUGCUCUCAAUGA